Messenger RNA from Eutrema salsugineum, 2895 nucleotides. RefSeq names its product homeobox-leucine zipper protein HDG1. The transcript is spliced from 9 exons. Gene Ontology annotation, molecular function: DNA binding; DNA-binding transcription factor activity, RNA polymerase II-specific; lipid binding. Lineage: Eukaryota; Viridiplantae; Streptophyta; Magnoliopsida; Brassicales; Brassicaceae. Gene Ontology annotation, biological process: regulation of DNA-templated transcription. The record is from RefSeq and is a predicted model, not a curated record. The coding region runs from base 273 to 2636 and encodes 787 amino acids.
AGAGAAGAAAAGAAAAGGUGAGAGAGUGAAGAGUCAACCAAACUAUGCUUGGCUGUUUAUUAAUUGUGAGGCUUCGAACAUUACACAUCUCUUCUUUCUCUGUCUGAACAAAUCUGAAACCGCUUUUCGUCUUCUUCUUCGAACUCUUCUUGAACAUGCACAGAAGCAACCAACUUUCAUCCAUCUUACGAGAAAAACAAUAAUUUAGUGUAGUGAUUUGUGGAUAUUAAUAUAUAAAAUUAGUACAUUUAUCCGUUUUCCGGGAUUCAUCAAUGAAUUUCGGCGGUUUUCUUCAUCACGACGACGAUAAAUCCUCCGGCGGCGAAACCGUCGGUGGUGGAAACCAUUUCUCUUCCGCGGCGGAUGGCCUCGUUAAAUCCGUCUUCUCUUCUCCUCGUCUCUCUCUUGGUCUCCAAACGAAUGGAGAAAACAACGGUGGAGGAGGAGAAGUGGGUAGAAUCGGUGAGAGUUUGGAGGUGAGUGUAAGUCGCACAAGUCCAGAGAGCAGAUCUGGAAGCGAUAACGCCGAAGCACUCUCCGGCGACGAUGACGUAGACGCUUCUGAUCAUAGACCUUUUAAGAAGAAGAAACGUUACCACCGACAUACUCCUCAGCAAAUACACGAACUCGAAUCGGUUUUCAAGGAGUGUCCUCAUCCCGAUGAAAAGCAACGGCUCGACCUUAGCCAUCGGCUUAACUUGGAUUCUCGUCAAGUCAAGUUCUGGUUCCAAAACCGCCGUACACAAAUGAAGACGCAAAUUGAACGCCAUGAAAACGCUUUAUUAAGACAAGAGAACGAUAAGCUCCGAGCGGAGAACAUGUCUGUACGGGAAGCCAUGAGGAAUCCAAUGUGCGGUCACUGCGGUGGCUCCGCCGUUCUCGCCGAGAUCUCUCUCGAAGAGCAUCACUUAAGGAUUGAGAACUCACGCCUCAAAGACGAACUCGACCGUAUCUGUGCCUUAGCCGGGAAAUUCAUUAACCGGUCCGACGACCAAUUACCAAAUUCCGCUCUCAGACUCGUCGUCGGUUCAAAAAACGGUUACGGUGGUGGUGACGGAUUCACUCUCGUCCCUCCUCCUGGAUUUGAGAUGUCUUCUUCAUCUCCUUUCUUCUCCGGUUUAGCAGCUCCGGUUAACCGUAGCGGUACGGAUGUAGCAACUAGACUCCAGCAGAAGUCAUUGUAUAUGGAAUUAGCCCUUUCCGCCAUGGAAGAGCUUGUGGAAAUGGCGCAAACAAGCGAGCCACUUUGGAUCCCGAGCUCGAAAGGCAAACGCGAAUCGCUUAACCGAGAGGAAUACGACAAAAAAUUCAGCUCUUGUAGUGUUGGUCCUAAACCGGACGGUUUUGUCUCAGAAGCUUCUAAAGAAGUUGGAAUGGUUAUCAUCAAUAGCUUAGCCCUCGUCGAGACCUUAAUGGACUCGGAACGAUGGGCGGAGAUGUUUCCAUGUAUGAUCGCAAGAAAUUCGACUACCGAAAUUAUCUCUAAUGGUAUGGGAGGGACAAGAAACGGUGCUCUUCAUCUGAUGCAAGCAGAGCUUCAGUUGCUAUCACCUCUUGUGCCGGUUCGUCAAGUAAACUUUUUAAGGUUCUGUAAACAACACGCAGAAGGUGUUUGGGCGGUCGUUGAUGUCUCUGACGAUAAGAUAAGCGAUCGAGGCGGUUCAGCCUCAGGUCGGUCUUCUCUGAGCUGUAGAAGGCUACCCUCUGGUUGCCUUGUGCAAGACAUGCCCAAUGGCUACUCCAAGAUAACAUGGAUAGACCACAGCGAGUACGACGAGACCAAAAUCCACCACUUGUAUCGUCCACUAGUCAGCUCCGGCCUUGCUUUCGGCUCCAAACGGUGGAUAUCAACACUGCAACGACAAUGCGAAAGCCUCACAAUCCUCAUGUCCUCAACAAUCCCCAACCGCAACAUUAAACCCACACCCAUAAGCUCUACAGGGAAGAAGAGUAUGCUAAAGCUAGCCCAAAGAAUGACUGAGAAUUUCUGUAGAGGCGUGUGUGCUUCUUCUUCUCAAAAAUGGAGCAGGCUUGAGGUCGGUAACAUCGAUGAAGACGUUAGGAUCAUGACAAGGAAGAAUGAGGAUGAUUCCGGUGAACCGCCGGGGAUUCUUUUAAGCGCCGCCACCUCCGUGUGGGUCCCGGUUUCACCAAGACGGCUCUUCGAUUUCCUCAGAGAUGAGCUUUUGAGAUCGGACUGGGAUAUUUUAUCCAACGGUGGACCAAUGCAGGAGAUUGCCAACAUCUUCAAGGGCCAAGAUCACUCUAAUUCCGUCUCCCUCCUACGUUCAACUCAGGCGAUGAAUGCGAAUCAGAGUUGUAUGUUGAUACUGCAGGAGACUAGCAUCGACGCAUCUGGGGCGUUUGUUGUGUACGCGCCUGUCGAUAUCCCUGCCAUGCACUCUGUGAUGAACGGUGCAGAUUCUGCUUACGUGGCUCUGCUCCCGUCUGGGUUUGCGAUUCUCCCUAAUGGUCAAGGGAUGCCAGAAAACGAGUCGCUUCUCACGGUGGCGUUUCAGAUCCUGGUCAACUCUCUUCCCACGGCUAAACUUAACGUGGAAUCGAUCGAGACCGUUAAUAAUCUCAUAUCGUGCACCGUUCAUAAAAUCAGAGCCGCUCUUCGUUGCGACAAGUAGCUCGUUACUAAAUACAUGUAAUAUAAGGGUUUUUUUUUUUUUUUUUUUUGGGAGUCAAGAACGAACCAAGCCUUUAUGGUGGUCCGUUUUGAUGGUUCGGGUAUUGACUCACUUGGGAUUGAUUAUCUUGAAGUAAGUUUCGAUAGAAACAGAGCCUACAAGAUUCCGAGAGCAGAGUUAAGUAAGAUUCUCAAGAUAUUCCCAAUCACCGUUCAGUUAUGUAAAUCAUCACUUUAGCGAUUUUCCUUCUUCUGAUAGA